Sarcophilus harrisii (Tasmanian devil) is the source of this 1114-nucleotide messenger RNA. Its product is annotated as zinc finger protein 736. The transcript is spliced from 5 exons. The coding region runs from base 237 to 989 and encodes 250 amino acids. NCBI's taxonomy places the organism in Eukaryota, Metazoa, Chordata, Mammalia, Dasyuromorphia, Dasyuridae. Gene Ontology annotation, biological process: regulation of DNA-templated transcription. The record is from RefSeq and is a predicted model, not a curated record.
GGGCUCUGAGGUUGUCUAAAGGAGGGGCUUCUGGGGGGGGUGCCCGCGCAGGCGCGCCGCCAUCUCUAGCCCGGACCACUCUCCGCUGGCCACCUCGCUCCUGACGGAUUCCGUGGCUCGAUCGGACCGAGGCAGCGGGUAGCGUUCGACCAGGGCGGCGGCUGCCGCAGUCCCGGAGAGGGUCUUCCUCUGAGUUUAUUGCCCUUCCCUUGGAGGUUGACACAGAGGAAGAGGGAAUGUCUUCUGGGAUCCUGACUAUCAGCUCACAGGGGUCACUGAUCUUCCAGGAUGUGGCCGUGGAUUUCUCCCUGGAGGAGUGGGUGCACCUGGAGUCGGCCCAGAGGGCCCUGUACAGGGACGUAAUGCUGGAAAACUACCGGAACCUGGUCUCGUUGGGGUACCAAGUUUUCAAACCAGAUGUGAUCUCCUGCUUGGAGCAAGGGAAGGAGCCCUGGGUGGUAGAGGCAGAAACCCUGAGGUGUCCAGAUUUCAAGAUUAGGCCCAAAACCAAGAAGUCAACCCUACAGCCAAACUUUUCUGAAGAAGAAUCUUCCCAAGUUGCAAUUGAAACAGUCCCAAAGGCCAAGUUAGGAGAAGCCAAGGAAUGUGGUGGCCAGUUAGAAAGGAGACCACAAGUGAGAUAUUUGGGUCAAAUGAUCAUUACCCACAAGAAGGAUCCUAAUUGUAAAGAAUAUGGAAUAAAAUUUUGUCUGACCCCAGUCCCUGUUAUAGAACCACCUAUUCCUGAAGAAUCUCUUAAUAGAGGUAAAAGUGCAAAGAACUUUUAUCCGACCUCAGUCUAUGUUACAGAACCAAUUAUUCCGAAAGAACCCCAUAGUAGAGAUAAAAGUGGAAAGAACUUUUGUCCAAUCCCAGUCCCUGUUACAGAACAGACUCUUCUUGAAGAAUCCUAUAAUGGAGAUAAAUGUGAAAAGAGCUCCAACCCUUCUUCAGCACAAGUCAAAAGUAAAAAAAAGUUCUUCAAGUAAGAAACUAUGAGUGUAACAAAUGUGAGAAAACUUUUGUUCAAAAUGCACAAUAUACUCAGCAUCAAAGAAUUCAUUCUGGAGAGAAACCAUAUAAAUGUAAUGAAUGUGGGAAAGCCUUCAGCCAG